UCGAGCCAACCAGCCCACGCACGCGACGCGGAGCCCCCAGUCGUCGCGCACGCACGGCCUCGGGCGAUCCGACCUCGCCGUUGCUUGCUCAGACGCCGGAGAAGACGACGACGGCGGCGCCGGCGAGGACGAGAUGACGGUUUUCCACUUCCUCAACUGCGCCGCCCUCACCUUCGGCCCCCACGUCGUCUACUACUCCGCCACCCCAUUGUCAGAGUAUGAUACAAUUGGCACUUGUGUAAAAGCGGCUGUUGUUUAUCUUGGAACAGCACUAGUAAAGCUUGUUUGCUUAGCAACAUUGCUCAAAGUACCUGAGAAUGAUAGCUUUGAUCCUUAUCAGGAAUUGAUGAAAAUAUUUAUUGGGUUUAUAGAUGUUGCUGGUCUUUAUUUUGCUUUGACGCAGUUGACUCAUAGAAACAUCUCCCAAAACCACAAGUUUCAGGCCGUUGGUCUUGGUUGGGCUUUUGCUGACUCGGUUCUGCACCGUCUGGCGCCUCUGUGGAUUGGUGCAAGAGGACUUGAAUUCACAUGGGAGUACAUUUUCCAAGGACUUGAAGCAAAUGCCAAUCUUGUUAUGACACUGUCCCUUGCUGCUUUAGGAUCCUUGAUGUGGCUGAGGAAAAACAAACCUAGAACUUUGGUUCCAAUAAUUUAUGCAUGUGCUCUUCUUCUGGCAACAAUGCCAUCUAUCACCAGUUACUUGAGGAGAUCAUUAGAGUGGCAGACUCCAAAGGUAGUCGGCUUCGAGCUAUUCUCCUCACUGGUCAUGGCUUUCAUCAGCUGGCAGCUGUUUUCAGCUUGUCAGAGACCAAUGUAAGGAGUGAGCUAAGUACUGCAAAUUACUGGAGAUUGACGCUCCUGAGAUGCCUCUUGUUGUACUUCCGCAGAAUUAGGAUGUUAUGUUUUCUUGGUGUUCGAUCAUAGAACUUUUUAUUUAGAAUCCUUUUUCCUGUGAGCUUUAGUAGAGAAACACAUGCUCUUCUAGGCAUUGAACAAAAAAGGUAUAUUUUCCUCUGCUAUGCUGAUUCUUCGCAACCGCAUGGCAUCAUCUAGAGUGAAAGUAAACAUUCAGUUUUGUCAUCAGUUUAUGGGAAAAUAGGCUAAAGUUGCAUC
Molecule: messenger RNA, 1113 nt
Organism: Oryza brachyantha (malo sina)
Lineage: Eukaryota; Viridiplantae; Streptophyta; Magnoliopsida; Poales; Poaceae
Product: transmembrane protein 147
Exons: 7
Coding region: 134-817 (227 amino acids)
Source: RefSeq, a predicted model, not a curated record